CCUCGUCCUCUCCCAUCCGCCACAAUCCCGCUCUUUUUCUAGACAAUCGGACCGACGAACAACUGCAAAUAUGGCACCAUCAGCGUCGAAACAAAAGCGCCUCGCCGAGAAGGCGGCGAAGCAGUCCGCGAAGGGCAAGGGCGCGACGGAUGCGUCCACCACGACUGGCACCUCGACCCCGUCUGGCUCUGUGAACGGCUCGUCGGUGAACACCCCGCUUACGAACACCUCGGCGGCGACGAGCCAUGAGGACCUCAACUCGAUGGCGAAGCUCCAAAUUGCGACUGAUCGGAGUGCGGCCGGUGUGCUCGUAUCUGACACCAAGGGCCGCGACAUCAAGAUCGACUCGUACACCCUCUCUUUCCACGGCCGGCUCCUCAUCGAGGGCGCCGAGAUCUCCCUGAACUACGGCCAGCGAUAUGGUCUCCUUGGCGAGAACGGUUCCGGAAAGUCAACAUUAUUGCAAUCCAUCGCCGAGCGCGACAUUGCCAUCCCGGACCACAUCGAUAUCUACCUUGUCAGCGGCGAAGCGGAGCCGUCAGACGUGAAUGCGAUCGACUACAUCGUUGCCUCUGCGAAAGCGAAGGUUGCGAAGCUCGAGGCGCGCAUCGAAGAGUUGUCUAUCGCAGAUGACAUCGACGAGGUCGCGCUCGACCACCUGUACGAGGAGCUGGAGGAGAUGGACCCGUCCACCUUCGAGGCGAAAGCGGGCUCGAUUCUUCACGGUCUGGGCUUCACGCAGGUCAUGAUGCACAAGCCCACGAAGGACAUGUCCGGUGGAUGGCGGAUGCGUGUCGCGCUUGCGCGCGCACUCUUCGUCAAGCCGCAUCUCCUGCUGCUCGAUGAGCCCACUAACCAUCUCGAUCUCGAGGCCGUCGUGUGGCUGGAGGCGUACCUGUCCAUGUACAACCACAUCCUCGUCAUCACGUCGCACUCGCAGGAUUUCAUGGACACCGUCUGCACGAACAUCAUGGACCUCACGUCGAAGAAGAAGCUGCAGUACUACGGUGGUAACUACACGACCUACGUGCGCACGAAGUCCGAGAACGAGGUCAACCAGAUGAAGGCGUACCAGAAGCAGCAGGAUGAAAUUCAGCACAUCAAGAAGUUCAUCGCCUCGGCUGGUACCUACGCGAACUUGGUUAGGCAGGCCAAGUCGAAGCAGAAGAUCAUCGACAAGAUGGAGGCUGCGGGCCUCAUCGAGAAGAUCGAGAUUGGCAAGCCGCUCCGCUUCAACUUCGAGGACGUCACGCGGCUGCCCCCGCCUAUCCUCGCAUUCGACGACGUUGCGUUCUCCUACUCUGGCAAGAAGGAGGACUACCUUUACCAGAACUUGUCUUUCGGUAUUGACAUGGACUCUCGCAUUGCCAUUGUCGGACAAAACGGUACCGGAAAGUCAACCCUGCUCAACUUGAUCACCGGCGCUCUGCAGCCGUGCGCAGGUACCGUCUCACGGCACGUCGGCCUCAAGCUUGCGAAGUACUCGCAGCACUCGGCGGACCAGCUCCCGUACGACAAGAGCCCGAUCGAGCACCUGCAGUCGAUGUACCACGAAAAGUUCCCCGAGAAGGACAUCCAGGCCUGGCGUGCACAGGUCGGUCGCUUCGGUCUCACUGGUGCGCAUCAGACCUCGGCGAUCAAGCAGCUCUCGGACGGUCUCCGGAACCGUGUUGUGUUCGCACAACUCGCGAUGGAGCACCCGCACAUCCUCCUGCUCGAUGAGCCUACGAACCAUUUGGACAUGGCAUCGAUCGACGCUCUCGCGACCGCGAUCAAGGAGUACGCCGGUGGUGUCGUUAUCGUCUCCCACGACUUCCGUCUCAUCUCGCAAGUUGCGGAGGAGCUCUGGGAGGUCAAGAACCGCAAGAUCGAGAACUUGACGAAGAAGGACAUCACGAUCGUCGACUACAAGAACAUGCUCGUCAAGAACAGUCAAGCAGCGCUCGAGAAGGCGAAGCUAUUCAGCAAGUCGGCCGGCAAAGGAAAGGCGUAAAUGCGCCUGCACCCCGCCCCACCUCCGCCCUGCCCUUUGUCUAUACAUGCGCUUGUGACGACCGUUGUACGCCCAGCAUCCCACCCCCGCACGAACCCUCUGUAGCAGCAGCCCGCAUCGUUUGUUUUCGUAGCCGUAGUAGCACUAGUAGCACCGUGUACGCGCGUCGCGAGACGUCUGUAGAAGAAUCUCACAACACACCCCGCACAUCGUUACGACCUCUGCAUGUAUUCCGACGCAAUCUCAUAGAGCGCAGCCUCCCUUUUUUCUUGC
Molecule: messenger RNA, 2266 nt
Organism: Trametes versicolor FP-101664 SS1
Lineage: Eukaryota; Fungi; Basidiomycota; Agaricomycetes; Polyporales; Polyporaceae
Product: P-loop containing nucleoside triphosphate hydrolase protein
Exons: 8
Coding region: 71-1993 (640 amino acids)
Molecular function (GO): ATP binding; ATP hydrolysis activity
Source: RefSeq, a predicted model, not a curated record